Molecule: messenger RNA, 3452 nt
Organism: Dreissena polymorpha
Lineage: Eukaryota; Metazoa; Mollusca; Bivalvia; Myida; Dreissenidae
Product: dipeptidyl peptidase 4-like
Exons: 26
Coding region: 387-2420 (677 amino acids)
Biological process (GO): proteolysis
Molecular function (GO): dipeptidyl-peptidase activity; serine-type peptidase activity
Source: RefSeq, a predicted model, not a curated record
UGUGCCAACUUUAAAACGAACAGUAGGUGCCAGGCACAAAUAGGACAUUGGUCGCUGUACAUCAAAACGAAGGAUCUAACACUUUUCUUGAAGUGUACUUGUAAUCCGACGUCUGCGUGUAGAAUAGUUAUUUGUUCAAAACAGUGAUAAAUCAAGUGUACAUUUCGGUUACAUUCUGUGCGAGUAUUGCAUUAUCUUGGUUUUGAAUUUCACUUACGGUAACGGAUGUGAGAUAUAUGAUAAUAGGGCGUGUAAUUAACAAAUAGCUAAAAUCAACUAUCAACAAAUCAUUCUGUUUGUGCAUUAUUCUUUUAACAAAAAAAUGUGUUAUACAAAUAAACGUUAAUAAGUAUAAGACAAGAACAUACAUCAAAGUACACUGAAGGAUGGGGACUGUAAAGGAUGUGGAAUUUAGCAAUGCAGUUAAUGGAGAAAACUCACAGGAACGAAGCCAAGGAAAUGAGCUUGUAGGUCACACAGUACAGAAGAGAAAUUGGAAGGGCAUAGUGAUCGCCCUGGUUGUUAUUAUCAUUGUGUGUGCCCUGAUCAUCACCACCGUCAUCCUCCUUACUCCAAGAAAAAGCGAUGAACCGCCGAAACCAAAGUUCACAUUCGAAGACUUCAUAAAGAAAAAAUUUGCUCCAAAAAGCUUUUCUUUCAAAUGGGUAACAGAUUCCGACGCCAUUUACUACAGAAAUGAAGACGGCGCCGUAAUACGUUACAAUUGCUCAACAAACACUUCUGCAGCAAUCAUGGACAACUCGACGUUUAAAGAACUUGAUACCUCCACGUAUAUGAUAUCUCCGGAUGAAAACUUUGCGCUGCUUGCGUAUGAUGUUCAAGCGAUUUACAGACACUCGACGCAGGCAAAAUAUAAAGUCGUUAACCUUCAGAAUAGAAAUGAGAGCUCACUUCAGGGUCCAAACGGCACUGAGUUCCAGUACGUGUCUUGGUCACCCACAUAUGACGGUUUGGUAUUCGUACAGAACAAUGACGUCUACUACCGUCGGAGCAUGAACCUUCAGGACGUGGACGCGUUCCGGGUCACUGACACAGGGGUCAUGGACCAGAUUUUCAACGGUGUCCCUGACUGGGUCUAUGAAGAGGAGAUCCUCUCUGAAGACCACGCCCUCUGGUGGUCGCCCACUGGCAGCUACUUCCUGUUUGCCUCGUUCAACGACACGCUGGUCAGGAACUAUCACCUCACCUACUACGGGUCCAUGACAGACCAAUAUGUGACGGACAAGAAACUCCUUUAUCCCAAGGCGGGUACAACCAACCCUGUGUUCUCUCUGCAUGUAUUCCACACGCAUUCGAACAAAACGAUCAACAUAGAACCGCCAGAGGCCUUAAAAAAUAUUCCUGUGUUCAUGAACUACCGAUAUCUAGCCACUUCCGGAUGGUGCGAAACCCCGUCUGCGAUCGUAUUCAAAGAAGACGGCAGCGGGUACUUCACGGUGCUGCCAAUGCGGGAGGGCGAGGCUGGUUAUUUCCGGCACGUGGCCCUGGUUGACGCCGGAAACAGUGUAAAUAUAAAAAGCGAUAACCUGGGAAAGAGGACAUUUAUAACUUCCGGUCAAUAUGACGUCAUCGAAAUAGAGAAAUAUGACCCCAAAACUGCCUUAAUAUAUUAUCUCGCAUAUAGGGCUGGCGAUCCUACAUCGAGGCACGUCUACAAGACGUCCACUCGUGAAGGAGACGUGAAUUUCUUGAAGCCCACGUGCGUCUCGUGCACGGACCCGGACACGUGCGACUGGGUCUCCGCGAGCUUCUCAACCAAGCCGGAUGGCGAGUUUUAUAUGCUCACGUGCCUCGGACCUAGCGUUCCUACCUACAUUAUGCGAUCGACGGCGACGCAAUCCGUUAUAUCAUUCGAGGACAACAAGGAGGCAGCUGAUAAGUUGUCCACGUUGGCUCUUCCAAGAACCAAGUUCCUGCGCAUUCCCCUGGAUGAUACCAACUCAAUGUGGGCGAAGCUGCUAUUGCCAGAACCUCUCAAAGAAGACGAGGUGAUACACUACAACAUGCUCACUAGUGUAUAUGGGGGCCCCGACUCUCAGAAAGUAUCCAAAGCCUUCUCCCUAGGUUGGGAAGAUUACCUGGCCAGCUCACACAACAUUGUGAUUGGCUACGCCGACCCACGUGGCUCGAGUGGGCGGGGCGACGCCUGGAGACAUGCUGACUACCGCCAUCUUGGAACCACCGAAGUGGACGAUUCUAUAGUUGCGGGAAGGUAUUUCAAUAGCCUGAAGUACAUUGGGGAUAGGACGGCAAUUUGGGGAUGGUCUUACGGGGGAUAUCUGACCGCCUCUGUGCUAGGUCGCGGCUCGGAGGUGUUCGACUGCGGCAUGUCGGUCGCCCCGGUCACGGCAUGGACGUACUAUGUAUGCAAAUGUUUCUCGGUAUGCCGAAAACUUUAAGAAGAGCAAAUUUAUGCUCGUCCAUGGAACGGGUGAUGACAAUGUACAUUUCCAGAACUCUGCGCAUCUAGCACGAGCGUUGACAGAGGCAAAUGUGUACUUCCGUUCGCAGUUUUACACCGAUCAACAACAUUCCAUUAAUGGCGGAAACUCGCGAACACAUCUCUACAACACUCUGGAGGACUUCCUGCUCAAUUGCUUCGAUGGUCGUUCUUCACGAAUGGAUGAAUUGAACAAUCCAACAGUCGCGAAACCAACAGAAAAGGAUGUCGACAACGACGAAUAAGUUCCCUGUACUAUGAUUUAGUAUGAUCGCUGACUAUUUGGUGCAUUUCGUCCAUGUCCGUGAAUAAUCAAGGGGCUAAGACAUAGUUUGGGGCUAGAUCAUGUCUUUUUAUAUUCAAAAUAAAAUAGUUAAUAUAUAUGAUAUUGUAUGUGAUAGAAACAAAUUGGCAUACAUUGUAUUAUGCAGUUUGGAUAAAUACCAAUUUGCUUCGAUAUUUAAAAUUCGUUAUUGGAUAAAAUUACAAGGACCAUAUAUAAAACGCCAAGUUAACAACUUGGUAAAUGAUGAAGACUUUUACAAUUAUUAUAUAUGGGCACACAGUAGUGUUAAAGAUUUCGCCUCACAAAACUUAGUAUAUAACUGUUAAGAUUUUUAACUUUAAAAAGUAUUUAACCAACUGUUCGAUAUUUAACAACCGUAAUUGUUUUCUGUCUCGUGUAAUACAUGUUGGUCAUUCACCAAAAACAAUACUUCCAGUUUAUUUAAUCAGAAAUAUUCCAACCAUAUAAAAACUUUCAAGUUUACAGAACUGAAAUUCGGACAUAACAUAUAGGUAUGUCUUACAAAGUUUGAACGAAAAGUUUCAAUUUAGUUAUGAUGGAAUAUCAUGGAUAAACAUAGUUUCCGCUGUUAAUCCUAAGGUUGUGAUAUUUUAAUCCAUUUUGUUAAGUGUUUAUAAGUUUUUUUUGUGUAUGAUGAUUUAUUCCGUGCAUGAUUACGUAUGAAUAAACAAUUGUUUAAUGGUU